Fusarium fujikuroi IMI 58289 is the source of this 1413-nucleotide messenger RNA. RefSeq lists its product as uncharacterized. NCBI's taxonomy places the organism in Eukaryota, Fungi, Ascomycota, Sordariomycetes, Hypocreales, Nectriaceae. Bases 1 to 1413 code for a protein of 470 amino acids. The record is from RefSeq and is a predicted model, not a curated record. The transcript has 6 exons.
AUGGCCAUCUGCAUUGAUUGCCCUAUUGAUGAGCGAGAGGCCGGUUCAGGUCGGCAGCAAAAGCACUUUAACCAAGGCUUCGAUUCACGACUCGCCAGGGACAUUCGAUGCAUUCCUUAUGCCAUGCAUUACUCUCGGGACGGCGCGAAGUUUGCAGCCAUUAAAGCCACAGACAAUAGUAGGCUCUGGGUCGACCGGUUUGGUACUGGGGAGGAAUGUCUGAUGACAACCUAUAGAUGUGGGGGCCCAGUACCGAGUAAGCGUAACUCCCGACUCCAAUUAGUAAUUGAGUAUACUUCUGUUUGUAAUAAUAAGCCAAGGCUUUUGUUCCUGCAUCAAGCCGAUGUAGGUACAGCCCCGCAUGCUCUUGUCCCCACGUUAGACUGCAUUUCCGACCUACCUAGGUACCUACUAACAAACAUUGUCGCCACCUUCCCUUUCCCGGAGCUCACAAACAAGCCACACCACGCCACUGAAGCUGUCACAGUGACACCAGGGGAGGGGCAGAUCUAUCCCGCUUGCCCAAUUUGCGUAUCAAUCGUGAAAUACGAGCCUGAUACAGAACAUACUUUAUCCGCAAUUCCACCUCAGCUGAAUGUGACUGCACUCAGCCAAAACACCAACACCGUCAAAACUCAUGAUAGUGGGAAGCAAAAGAUGGUUAUGGAUCAAUAUGGAAUCGUUCAUCAACAACUUCAUGUUCCCGUCACCCUACAGGUCCACGAGUUGUUUACAGUUUCCGGCUCUCCCGCUUCAACCGGUUCGCAGAAUCAGACGCCACUUACAGUACAGCAAGUCUCUAGACCCAAGUGGCACGGUCCAACAAAGGCAGUACUUGCCACAUUAUUACGUUCUGACUUCCUGAAAUGGGUCGUCCAGAUUGAUCGAUCCCCUUCUUGGAGGAUCGCAGACAAUAGGCUUGGCUCUCGAUUCAGGCUUGGCAUUCACGAGCUGAAUGAGGCAUCGGUCAGGUUUCAGAACGACAAAAUGCUAACAACAAGCUUUGUGCCCACAUGGAUUUGUCUCGUUUCCAGCCACCCGGGACAAUCUCUUGUGCCAUGCGCUGGACCCCGGUCGACUAGUCUGAGACACGCCUACACCAAGACCAACUUUCUGGGAACCUCUAGCCACACUUUACAGCUCAAACAUAAUCGUCACCCCUCCGCUUCUUGCACGCUAUUCCAUCUAGACCUAUGGCUGUCCGGCUCGACGUUGGCUGGUCUAGUCGUGGUCAUCCAAGUGGAUGUCCGUGAUCCGCUUCGUACAGCUUCUGUCGCGAUGCCCGACCUCAUUGUCUCGCUGUCUAGCCGCAGUGGCGUGGUCGCCGAAUACUGGUUCUCCCUCCGGGCAAGAGAAGAAAACUUUAAUAUGCUCGUCCCCGAUUCCUUGGCUGAGUCUGGCGCAGAAAAUUAA